AUGCCCCCGCCAGCCGACCACAAUAUGAGGUCUACGCCCUAUGGGAGUAGGCCCAGGAGCACUACCUAUUACCAGAAGGGUAGUGGGGAUGAAGGUGCAGUUAAGUGCCUUGGAUGUGGAAGUAGCGGGCAUAGGAAGUUCCAGUGUCCGAAGGGACGGCCGAAGCCAGUGGGAGCAGUUGCCGCCCAAAGAGACCUGAUAAAAUAUGUGGAGAAUAUGAAUGCAGAGAUACAAGAGGAGCCGCCGAAAGAUAAGGGCUUUGAGCACUUCACCAGUAAGGGCACAGUGAAAGUGGAGGGAAGUCCAGAGAAGGUGAUCAGAAUCCUUCGGGAUACGGGAGCUAACCAGAGUCUGAUCUUAAGUAGUGUACUCCCAUGGAAUGAGGAGACCAGCACUGGCAGAGAGGUCUCAUGCAAGGGUGCAGGAGGCAAGUUCAGUAUUCCCCUGCACAAAGUUUGGCUGGACUGUGGAUACGUCACUGGAGAGGUGACGGUGGGAGUGAAGGAGGCACUGCCCGUAGAUGGAGUGGAUAUGCUGGUUGGGAACGACCUGGCUGGAGGUCGAGUUAUCCCUAAACUUCAGAUGGUAGACAACCCUCUGAUAGGGAUGACGGAAACCACCACUCCAGCAGCAGUCCCUCACUCAACAGAUGGGGAAGCAGAGGUGCCUGAAUUGUUCCCAAUCUGCGCAGUGACCCGAGCGAUGGUCCGGAAGGAACGCAUGGACACCGAGGGAGCAACGCAGGAGGACGAAGGCCUGGGCGUUCUGUUUGAGGAACCUGAUGAAAAAGGAACUAACCCGGAGUGCGCGAGUGGUGGACCGGUUGUAGGUCAGGUGGGGCCCAACCUUGAUUUUCUGGUAGAAAAGAACGAGUUGAUAAAAGCUCAGGAGAGUGAUGAAAGCUUGAAGUCUGCUUGGAAUGAGGCUAACAGGCUGGGUGAGCUUGACAAUGAGUACGUGGGCUACUACGUGAAUAACAGGGUGUUAAUGAGAAGUUGGAGGCCCCUGACAGCCCCAACCUCCGAUCACUGGAUGGUGAAAAGGCAGAUUGUGGUGCCAUGGGUGUAUAGGAAGAAAAUUUUGGAGAUGGCACACGAAGGUAAUCUGGCAGGACACCUGGGGGUCAGAAAAACCCUAGGAAAGAUCCUGUGUCAUUUUUACUGGCCCAGAGUGAGAGGUGAUGUGAAAGAGUUUUCUAAAACUUGUGGUUUGUGUGAGAAGGUGGGCAAGCCGAACCAGGUGAUUCGCCCUGCCCCCCUUCAUCCUAUACCUGUGGUCGAGGAACCAUUCAGUAAGGUGGUGAUAGACUGCGUAGGUCCUUUACUAAGGACCCGGAAGGGGAACCAGUACUUGCUGACUAUUAUGUGUAUGUCAUCCAGGUUUCCUGAGGUCAUUCCCCUCAGGAGUAUAAACUCUAAAAACAUUGUGAGGGAAAUGGUGAAAUUUUUCUCCUGGGUGGGAAUUCCUAAGGUGUUGCAGUCAGACCAGGGAAGUAAUUUCACUUCUCGUGCGUUCAAGGAAAUCCUAAGGGGUCUAAAGAUUGAACAGAGACUGUCGAGUGCUUAUCACCCUCAGUCUCAGGGUUGUGUAGAAAGAUUUCACCAAACUCUUAAAAACACUCUCAGGAUGUACUGUGAGGAGAUGAGUGUUCAGUGGGAUGAGGCAUUGCCACUAGCCUUAUUCGCGUUAAGGGACAGUGUGCAGGAGUCAACUGGUUUCAGCCCAUUUGAAUUAGUGUAUGGCCAUGAGGUGAACGGUCCUUUAAGGAUGGUGAAAGAAAAAUGGUUAGGAGUAGAGGAGCCUCAUACUGUGGUGAAAUAUGUAUCUGAUUUCAAGGACAGAUUGAUGAGAGCUAGGGAAAUUGCUCGGGAAAAUCUGAAAAAUAGUCAGAGUGAAAUGAAAGGCUGGUAUGACAAGAAGGCGAAGGCCAGAUCUUUCCAGCCUGGGGACAAGGUAUUGGUUCUUUUCCCAUUGCAGGGUGAUCCUUUCAAAGCCAGGUUCAGCGGGCCUUGGGAGAUUGAGAGAAAAAUGAGUGAUGUAAAUUACAUUGUAAAAACUCCAGGGAGGAAGAAAAGGAACCAGUUGUGUCAUGUAAACAUGUUGAAGCCAUUUCAUGAAAGGGACAGAGAAAAUGGAGGCGAGGUAGUAGAAGGAGAAAGAACUGUGAGUGUUGUAAAUGUAACCACUGAGGCGGAAGAGAAGUGGUCUGAAGUGAAAUUGAGCAGGUGUGAAGAGAUGGUGCUAGAGAACUCAGCUGUGUUAGGGAAUUUAAAUGAUAAACUGUGGCACAUGGAGCUAGAGGAGAAGGAGAGGAUUAGAGAGAUAAUUGAAAGGUUCAGUUCUUUGUUCCCUGAUUCACCUAGAAAAACUAAUGUGGUGGUGCACGAUGUGGAUGUUGGGGAGGCUGAACCCAUCAAACAGCAUCCCUACAGAGUUAACCCGCAGAAAAGAGAGAUCAUGAGAAAAGAAGUAGAGUAUAUGCUGGAACACGACUUGAUUGAGCCCAGUGAGAGCCCAUAG
Molecule: messenger RNA, 2520 nt
Organism: Scylla paramamosain (green mud crab)
Lineage: Eukaryota; Metazoa; Arthropoda; Malacostraca; Decapoda; Portunidae
Exons: 1
Coding region: 1-2520 (839 amino acids)
Biological process (GO): proteolysis; DNA integration
Molecular function (GO): nucleic acid binding; zinc ion binding; aspartic-type endopeptidase activity
Source: RefSeq, a predicted model, not a curated record